Molecule: messenger RNA, 2097 nt
Organism: Acanthocheilonema viteae
Lineage: Eukaryota; Metazoa; Nematoda; Chromadorea; Rhabditida; Onchocercidae
Source: the annotation of a GenBank genome assembly
AUGGUGGACGCUGCGAACACUGAAACAACGCCUGCUACUUCAACAUUUCUUGGCCGAAUUUUACAGAUUGCUUUGGGCAUAUUCGUGACGACCUCUGAUUUACCGCCCUAUAGUUCAAAUGAAAUUGACAUGACUGCAGUUGGCUACAAUUGCACGUUCGAUGAUCCAUGCAGGUGGUUUUCUGAAGGUGCUACAGCAGAUCGCUGGAGAAGAGCUCAGGGUGAACCGGAUCUAUUUUUAUGGCUUGCUUCUACGGGUACUAUUCAGCGACCAGGAGGACCAUUUGCCCUGAUUGAACUUCGUGGGCAACAAGCAGAUCGUUUUUUAAGCGAUAAAAUACAAUGUCAAGAUGGCACUGUUUCACUGUCAUUUACUUACUGGAUAGUAGGUGAUGCAAACCUGAAGGUUUGCUUGGUCGAUUCAUUGGACAAAAAAUUCAAUUGUACAGCUAUGCUGGGUGCACAACCUAUGCCAAGAAAAGUUUUGCUUUCACUACCGCAAGUGCAGAAGCCAUUUCGAAUCGCUGUUAUACCGAAUAUAGCCAUUGGAAUGAUCGCAAUAGACGAUAUCGAAUACAGUGGAGUACCAUGUCAACGAGAAAUUUCCACUAUUACUCCCAUCCCUUCCAUAGAGAGCGAAAAUUUCAAUUUUUCUCAAAUAACCGUCGAAGGGAUGACGUUCGGUGCAGAAGGUACAGGGGUCACUAUAACUUCAUCGACGGAACCUACCCUGGCAAUUGAACCAACAGAGCCACCAUUUGAUUUGCUAAUUAUUGGGAGCAAAACGAUUCCAUUCUUCGAUCAUCGCAGAGGACGCAUUAUUGGCAAUAACACGAUGCUGCUCUGCGAUUUUACUAAUAAUUUCCUUUGCCUUUGGGGUCCUGAAAGUGGUCGAUGGGGAAUCAUUCAAGAAGGUGCGUUACCUUCGUUGACCAUACCAGAUGGUUAUCCAACUCCAUCAUAUCCCGUAGCUAUUGUUAUUCAAGGAACAGCAAUGUUGACAAGUGAUCCGCUAAAAUGCCAAACUGGUUCAGGAAAGUUGAUGUUUCGACAUUGGACGAGUGGUUCUCCAACUGUACAAGCUUGCGUGAUUGGCUAUGGUAUUGGAAGCAAAAAGGUGGAAUGCAUAGGAGCAAGUCAGGAUAAUGAAGCCGCUGAUGACAAAUCUCUCUUGGUCUUCUAUUUCAAACAACCAAUUCUGGAACCAUUUACGCUUAAUAUUAUUCCACAAUGGGACAACACAGCACGGAAUCAGUACUUAAUUAUCGAUGAAAUUGCUUAUUUUGGAAACUGUAAUACAAAAAAGCUCAAUGAGGAAAUCAAUGAAGGAUUUUUGACCGUGCAAAAUAGCAACUGGACCAGACCGAGAACUUAUGGAAAUUUUGUUUGGAGUACCGAAAAACAUAACACUGGAUCUCCACGAAAGAAACAGAAUGAAAAAAUUUCAAAAAACACAUCCAUUCCAAAAACAAAUUACUCAGAAUGGAAAACUUUACCACCUAUCAUAACUUCUGAUCAAUUAUUGAUAGAUUCUACGCAUUCGGAUUACUGUAAACUGCUCAAUUGUAAUUUCGAAGAAAACGCAUGUAAUUAUUUGAAUCAUGGACUUACAAAGGUUCCAUGGAUGUUGCGAAGUAGUGGCUACGAAACGACUAUUUUAAAAUCCAUUGAUUUACUCCCAUUUUCACCAAAUGAUCAAUACAUCAGCACAAGGUUACCGCCCGAUCAGUAUGCCAUAUUAGAGUCACCACGAUUCAAAGCUACAUCAGAAAUAAAUAUUAUUCUAUUCCAGUACUACAGGUCAUCAUUUUAUGCAACUAUUCGAUUAUGUCUGAACAGCUGUUCUGUCUAUCUGUACAAAAAUGCAUCAGUUUUUACCCAAUGUCCGUCAUUAAUUCCGGGAACACAGUUAUCCAAAAAAACGCAUGAAUGGUAUACUGCUAGAAUUCGGCUUCCAGUAGGCACUACUCGUUUUUAUUUGGUAGCACAAAAUUCAAAUAAAUCGACUACUGAUGCUGUGGUGGCCAUAGACAAUAUUAAGCUGCCAACAUGCAGCUCGGAAAAAGAUGCAACAGUCGACAUGAAUAAUACUUCCUAG